AUGGAAAGAAAAGGGUUAGAGAGGGCCAGGGGGCCUGCAGUGCACAUGGUGACGGAGUGGACAGGUUGUGCUGAUGACCAGAGGUGGGGAGGGGAGGAGUAUUCUUGGAUCAGAGACAGUGGUCGCAUGCAGAACUCAGAGGGAGGAUCAGACUCAACGACCAGCGUGACAGCGCUACGGACAUCAUCAUCAGCCCAAGCUCCUGUGGUACAGCCCGUCCCAGCCUCCCAGCAGAGGGUGCUGGUUCAAGCCACAGGCUCAGCUCAGAAGGGAGGACAAGUACAACAGCUUUCAGUACCCAGGGUCCAACAGGUCCCUCAGCAGGUGCAGCAGGUGCAGCAUGUCUACCCAUCCCAAGUCCAGUAUGUUGGAGAAAGUGGAGAUGCUGUAUAUGCCAAUGGAACAAUCCGAGCAGCUUACUCCUAUAACCCUGAGACCCAGCUGUACGGUCAGAGCAGUGGGGGCACCUACUUUGACUCGCAGGCGGGCGGAACUCACGUCACCACCGUGGUCUCCUCUGCCAGCGGUGGCGUGCCCCCUCAUGGCAUGGUUGGCAUUGCCAUGGAUGUGGGCAGUAGCCAUAUCAUCUCCAGUGGCAGCACCUACCUGAUCCAUGGCGGGAGCAUGGAGGGAAACCGAAACCACAUUUCACACUCAUCACGCUCCUCCUCAGCUAUGCUUGAAAUGGCGAUUGAAAACCUCCAAAAGUCUGAAGGAAUUGCAAGUCACAAAAGCAGCCUGCUCAACAGCCAUCUCCAGUGGCUGCUGGACAACUACGAGACAGCAGAAGGAGUCAGCCUACCCCGAUGCUCCCUGUACAACCAUUACCUGCGGCACUGUCGGGAGCAGAAACUGGAUCCGGUCAACGCUGCCUCCUUCGGCAAACUCAUCCGCUCCGUCUUUAUGGGCCUGAGGACCCGCCGCCUUGGCACCAGAGGUAACUCUAAGUAUCAUUACUAUGGCAUCCGGGUGAAGCCAGACUCCCCGCUCAACCGACUGCAGGAGGACACCCAGUACAUGGCCAUGAGGCAGCAGCCUGUUCACCAGAAACAGAGGUUCAAGCCUCUACAGAAGGUGGAUAGCAUGUCCGACAGCCUCUGUGGGAGCUCUCAGCACUGCAGCAGCACUCCGGAGCAGUCGGUGGCGGCUCAGAGCCAACACCACCAGCAGUACAUAGAUACAUCUCACACCUUGCCUCCAUUUCCCACUCCUGACUUGGGCACCCAGCCUCUGCCUGAGCGCAUCAACAUGAAUGACAUCAAGAAGUUGCAAACACUCUACAGAGACCACUGCGAGGCCACUCUGGAUGUGGUGAUGAACCUCCAGUUCCACUACAUUGAGAAACUCUGGCAGACCUUUUGGUAUUCAACACCGCCAUCUAGUGAUGGGAGCACCACCAUCCCCAACAGUGACGAGGAUGUGGAAGGUGUGAUAUCCAGAGAGAAGCUGCUGGCUCUGUGUAAAUAUGAACCAGUCAGACUGUGGAUGAGGAGCUGUGAUCACAUCCUCUACCAGGCCCUGGUAGAGAUCCUCAUUCCCGACGUGCUGCGCCCUGCUAUCCGAAACUUUGCCAAGAGUCUGGAGGGCUGGCUGACCAACGCCAUGGCCAGCUUCCCGCAGGAGAUCGUUCGCACUAAGGUGGCGGUGGUCAGCGCGUUCGCUCAGACUCUGAGACGUUACACCAGUCUCAACCACCUGGCCCAGGCAGCGCGCGCCGUGCUGCAGAACACCUCCCAGAUCAACCAGAUGCUCUCUGACCUCAACAGGGUGGACUUCGCCAACGUGCAGGAGCAGGCGUCGUGGGUCUGCCAGUGCGACGAGAGCGUGGUCCAGCGCCUGGAGCAGGACUUUAAGGUCACCCUGCAGCAGCAGAGCUCUCUGGACCAGUGGGCCACCUGGCUGGACAACGUGGUCUCCCAGGUCCUGAAGCCGCACCAGGGCAGCCCCAGCUUCCCCAAAGCCGCUCGCCAGUUCCUGCUCAAGUGGUCCUUCUACAGCUCCAUGGUGAUCAGAGAUCUGACCCUGCGCAGUGCGGCCAGCUUCGGCUCCUUCCAUCUGAUCCGCCUGCUGUAUGACGAGUACAUGUUUUACCUGGUGGAGCACCGCGUGGCCCAGGCCACCGGAGAAACCCCCAUCGCCGUUAUGGGAGAGUUCAGUGACCUGAGCUCCAUGAUCCCAUCUCUCAUGGAAAAGGACACAGCCUUCUCUGAGAUGAGUAACCUGGGCAGCGACGCCGAUGAGGCCAGAGGGCCUUCGGAGCCGGCCGUGAAGAGGGAGCGCAUCGAAAUGAGCCACCCUCUGCAGGAGAUGUGAGUCCUUUCCGGAAGCCCCCGGGGGGAGCGGCAUCUCCACGAGAGGGAAGAGUUGGCUCUUCUUCUGCAGUCAGUGUGCAAUGUAAAUAGAGAAGAGUGUAGCAGCGCCGGGUCUCCCCUCUAGUGUUUUAAGGGCGACGGAACCUUUCUUUCCUUUUUAACCCGCGGGAUUUGUAACACGGCUCUGAUUGCUUCCGUUUCUGUUGCAACUGUGAAAGAAUCAUUUUCGUGCAGUACCUUCUUAUUGGAUAUGUAACUUUGAGUGGUGGUGUUUGUGAUUCGUCUUAUCUCCUUUUUUUUUUUCCUUCUCGUUUUGAAUUUCAGUUAGCUGUGCCAUAGUGUCAUUUCAGUGCCUUAGAUCGCUAACUUUGAACCCACCACUGCAGAUGUCUGUCCCUCAGCUGUGCCUCUACAGCACUAUGAAUGUAUUGUCUCCAAACCUCAAACAUUCGAAGCACCUUUAACCUCGAUCAGGUGUCCAUGUGCUCUUCUUGUUUCCUCCGCUGCGGCUCGUAGCAGAAGCAUGAAAAAGGGUAAAAAAAAUAAAAUAAAUAGGAACAAGCAGCCUACUGACCCAAAGGACGUUCCCCUCAGUUAUUCCCACCAGCUUAGUCAAACCCAUGCCCCGUCUUUUUCAGACAGCAGGACUUCGUAACGUGGCCGUGGUCGGGAGCUUGGCGAUGUAAGCCGUUUGCUUCGUUUACCUCAGACCUCGUUCCCGCGCUCAGCUGGGCUCCGACAACAACGGGAGCACCACGCAAAUGUAGCCACCGUUCUGUUGUGCGUCGCACUCCUGUACAUAGUUUUCCACGUUGGUCUCAAACCCGGGUAAGGAUCCGCGCACAGACCCGUGGUCGUUUUCUCUGUCAGCCCAGAGCUCUAAGAAACCCAGAGCAAUCAGUUUAAUGGACACGGGAUGUUAAAUACAAUACACGCCAGAGCUUUGGACCUGUAAACCAAAACUUUUACACGCAGAUAGGAUCGGGUUGGCAUCUCAGCCAGCACACACUCCCCAGAUAUCAUAUACCCUGACCUCAUGCUGUUACUCAGUUAAAAUCUUAUAUUCUGUUUGAAUAAGAUAGGAAAAAUACAGUGUGCUAUUUGGGAAUUUGUUUAUGAUAAAUGAUAUAUAUAUAUAUAUAUAUGAAAAUAUAUAUAUAUAGAUUGAUACAUAUAUAUCUUUAUAUGAUUUAGAAAGUGUGUGCUCUGUGGCCUAAUCUCUCUGUACUCGUCUGGUCACAUUGUAUCAGAAGAAAAUGUUUCGAUGUGUAAAUGAUUUAGAGCGACAUGUAUAAUUCACUUGUUCUCAAUUCCCAGUUAAAUGGAUGGAAAUUAGUCAAUUAAAUUUAGUUAGUGGUGCUGCUUUUGCCCCCAGUAAAAUAUUAAACUGUCCCAUGGAAAGAUCCUAUUUAUAUGAACUAAUCCGAUUGGAUGGACUUCGGCUUUGUGUUGGAAUAUGUUUGGGUGUUUAAUUGGUUCCCGUUGACCCCACCUCCUCUGUCCAAGAUGAUUUGGUUGUAGCAACGAGAGUCUCAUGAGUUUGACUUAUUUAAGGCUUUUUGUAACUUGUGCCUGUCACAGUAAUUUGCCUUAAAGUGCUUUGGAAAAAAAUAUAUUUGUGUGUACUUUGUAAUGUUUUGUAUGGCUGUUUAGAUCUUUUGGCGGAGGAUUAUUUUUUAUUGAACUAGGUUCUUCUUACAAGUAUACCGAACCCUUAUUUUUGUCUUUUUAAACCUGUUCUUGACUACACUUUAACUAGCUUACGGACAGAUGAUGGUCUGUAACAAACUGCAUAGUUCAGCUGUAUUUUGUACUUGGUCACAAUGUGUAAUAAACUGGUGAAAACUGA
Menidia menidia (Atlantic silverside) is the source of this 4161-nucleotide messenger RNA. The record is from the annotation of a GenBank genome assembly. NCBI's taxonomy places the organism in Eukaryota, Metazoa, Chordata, Actinopteri, Atheriniformes, Atherinopsidae.